This is a messenger RNA of Sycon ciliatum, 675 nucleotides long. Its product is annotated as keratin, type II cytoskeletal 2 epidermal-like. The coding region runs from base 1 to 675 and encodes 224 amino acids. NCBI's taxonomy places the organism in Eukaryota, Metazoa, Porifera, Calcarea, Leucosolenida, Sycettidae. The transcript is spliced from 2 exons. The record is from RefSeq and is a predicted model, not a curated record.
AUGAAGAAGGCGGCGUAUGGUGCCAGAGUCAACCAGGUGGAGAGAGCAUCAUUCACCCCACUGGUGUUUUCGACCUCGGGUGUGGCGGGCAAGGAAGCCACUAUAUUUCUGAAGUUGCUAGCUGCUUUGGUUGUAGACAGAAACAAAGACUUGCAACAGCUGUUGGUGGCUACAGCAGCAGCUGUCUUGGUGGCUACAGCAGCAGCAGAAGGCAGUGCUGGUUGGGACAGCGGCAGUAGCAGAGGUGCUGGUGGGGACAGUAGCAGAAGGGGAGGUGUGGGUGGCAAAAGCAGCAGCAGCAGCGGUAGUGCUGUAGGCGACAGCAGCAGCAGCAGCAGCGGUUCUGGUGGCUACAGCAGCAAUAGCAGCGGCGGUGGUGACAACAGCAGUAAUAGAGGCAUUGCUGGUGGCGACAGCCGCUGCAGCCGUGAUUUGGUGGUGACAGCAGCAGCAGCAGCAGCAGCGGUAGCGGCAGUGUGGGGCGACAGCAAUAGCGGCAGCGGUGCUGGUGGUGACAACAGCAGCAGUAGAGGCGUUGCUGGUGGCGACAGCCACAGCAGCAGUGGUGACUUCGUGGUGACAGCAGCAGUAGCGGCGGUGCUGGUGGUGACAACAGCAGCAGUAGAGGCGUUGCUGGUGGCGACAGCCACAGCAGCAGCGGUAAUUUGGUGGUGA